UCACUCGCGACGAUGACGAUUGUUAGUCUUGCGCUAAGAAACGCCAGCAGUUCACGACUGUCAAGCGCCAUUACCAGUGCAAUCAGUGGCCAGGGUUCCAGCUGGAUUAACAACCCCUCAAAGAGAUUUUUCUCCAAAUCAACCCCUAAAGCGAUGCGUUUCGUUCAGUAUCGUACGGUAGCCGGAGGCAAUAAGCAGUUGCUAGGAGUGUUGUCAGAGGAUGGCACGAAGGUUUCCGAUAUUUCCGAACGAUAUGGAGGUGACCUGGUAAGCUUCAUACGGUCGGAAGCAUCUUUGGAGGAAGUGAAGACACUUGCUGCGAAAGCGACUCCUGUUGCGGUCGAUGAUGUCGAGCUGUUGGCCCCGGUAACCAACCCGCAAAAGAUUCUCUGCGUUGGACUCAACUACAGCGGGCAUUGCGAGGAACAGAACAAACCGAUUCCUAAGGAGCCGAUGUUCUUCAGCAAGUACGCGACGACCAUCGUUGGGCCGUACGAUAAUGUUAUCGCACAUAAAAUAAGUGAUCAAAUCGAUUGGGAAGUAGAGCUGGCGGUUAUCAUCGGCAGGAAGGCCAAGAGCGUCAGCAAGGCGAACGCAAUGGAUUUCGUCUUCGGAUACACCGUCGCCCAGGACAUUUCCGCCCGUGACUGGCAAAAGCUUCGCAACGGGGGCCAAUUUUUGAUCGGCAAGUCGAUGGACACUUUCUGCCCGCUGGGACCAGCUGUGGUGCACAAAUCGCUCGUAAAGGACCCGCACCAGCUGUCGAUUAAGUGCAGCGUUAAUGGUGUGGAAAAGCAAAACGGAAGCACGAGUGAAUUGAUUUUCCGUAUCGAUGAUAUCCUCGAGCGGGUCACUCAAUCAAUCACGCUUCUCCCUGGGGACGUUAUCCUAACGGGCACUCCCGCCGGUGUUGGAAUGCAUCGUAAGCCGGCAGAAUUCUUGAAGCCGGGUGACGUUAUAGAUAGCGAAAUCGAAGGACUCGGAAUGAUCAAGAACAAGGUCGUAGCAGAUUCCUAAACUUUUCGAAACCGCCAUAUCAACUUACGGGUUUGACUCAACUGAAAUGAAAUAAAAAUAUUACGAUGCAUAUC
Anopheles coustani is the source of this 1091-nucleotide messenger RNA. RefSeq names its product fumarylacetoacetate hydrolase domain-containing protein 2-like. NCBI's taxonomy places the organism in Eukaryota, Metazoa, Arthropoda, Insecta, Diptera, Culicidae. The record is from RefSeq and is a predicted model, not a curated record. The coding region runs from base 13 to 1017 and encodes 334 amino acids. The transcript has 4 exons. Gene Ontology annotation, molecular function: hydro-lyase activity.